Elephantulus edwardii (Cape elephant shrew) is the source of this 336-nucleotide messenger RNA. RefSeq names its product Bet1 golgi vesicular membrane trafficking protein-like (gene BET1L). The transcript has 4 exons. The record is from RefSeq and is a predicted model, not a curated record. Gene Ontology annotation, cellular component: Golgi trans cisterna; SNARE complex. NCBI's taxonomy places the organism in Eukaryota, Metazoa, Chordata, Mammalia, Macroscelidea, Macroscelididae. Gene Ontology annotation, biological process: regulation of retrograde vesicle-mediated transport, Golgi to ER; retrograde transport, endosome to Golgi. Bases 1 to 336 code for a protein of 111 amino acids. Gene Ontology annotation, molecular function: SNAP receptor activity.
AUGGCGGAUUGGGGUCGCGCUCAGAGCCCUGGUGCUGUGGAUGACAUUCUGGACCAGGAGAACAAGCGGAUGGCAGACCACCUGGCCUCUAAGGUCACCCGGCUCAAGACGUUGGCUCUGGACAUUGAUAGGGAUGCAGAGGAGCAGAACCGUUUCCUGGACAAUGUGGACUCAGACUUCUUGAGUGUGACGGGCCUGCUCAGCGGGAGUGUGAAGCGCUUCUCCACCAUGGCAAGGUCUGGCAGGGACAACCGGAAACUUAUGUGUGGCGUGGUAGCAGGCUUGCUUAUAGCCUUCUUCAUUCUCUCCUACCUCCUGUCAAAGGCGAGGACAUGA